ACUUCCGAAUGGAAACCAAGAUGUCUGCCCACAUAAGAAAUAGAAAGUUGAUGCACUUGGCUAAACGCCUUUAUAGUUCUCCAGCAGUUUCAGAAACAUCUGUAAAUUUGAAACCAAGAGUUUUAUCUGGCAUUCAACCAACAGGGAUACCUCAUAUUGGGAACUAUCUUGGAGCCAUUAAAAACUGGGUCGAAUUGCAGGACCAAUUUGAUGAUGUUUUAUAUACUAUUGUUGAUCUUCAUGCACUCACAGUGCCAAAUGAUCCAAAGAUAUUAAGAGAAAAUAUCUACAAGAUGGCAGCUUCUUUACUGGCUUGUGGUAUUGACACUAACAAAAGCAUAUUAUUUCAACAAUCACAGGUACCUCAUCACACAGAUUUAGCAUGGUUGCUAGGGUGUAUAUGUACAUUACCAAGGCUACAGCAUCUACCACAAUGGAAGGAGAAGUCUAAAACAUCAGAAAAUCCUGGUAUUGGUUUGUUUACAUAUCCCAUUCUACAAGCAGCUGAUAUACUUAUAUAUAGGGCAACACACGUUCCAGUAGGAGAAGAUCAGAUUCAUCAUCUAGAGUUAACACGUGAUCUAGCAAAGAUAUUCAACAAUAAAUUCAAUUUUAACUUUCCCCGUCCAAAGGAUAUCAUGGGAGAAGGUCCAAGAAUAAAAAGUCUUCGAAAUCCAUCAUCAAAAAUGAGCAAAUCAGAUGUCAAUCCUAAAAGUAGAAUUGAAAUAACUGACACACCAGAUCAAAUAGUGGAUAAAAUAGGGAAAUCUCAAACAGACUCAAUACAAGGAAUAUCCUAUGAUCCAGAGAAUAGACCAGGAAUUUCAAACUUGUUACAAAUACAUGCUGCUUUUACUAACGAAACAGUUGAAAAUGUGUGUGAACAGUGCAUGUCAUUGAAUAAAGUACAGUAUAAAACAAAGUUGUCUGACAUUAUAGUGGAAAGUUUAGGACCAAUCAGGCAAGAAACAGAAAGAUUAUUAAGUGAUAGACAUAACUUAGAUACAAUACUAGGAAAAGGGAAAGAAAAAGCUGCUGUAAUAACAGAAAAGACUUGGAAGGAAGUACAAAAAAGUGUUGGAUUGUUGUAGCAUUAAAUAUAUAUACUUAAGUUUUGAUAUCUUCCAUUGUCUUAGUACAUCAGGAUUUUGUUUGCAAUUCUAAAAUUUAUAUAAAAAUGUCUUUAAAUGAUACAAAUUUUCAUUGAACUGGUUUACAUAUUAGUAUGCCAUGUGUGUAUUGUGGUUUGUUAUUGCAUUUACUUGUUUCAAUUGAAGAAAUCAUAAAUGCUGUAGGUAUUAACUGUUGUCUAUGGGUGGUUUAGUGCAUUAUUUAUUGCUAACUAGUGACAAAUCAAGGGUUCCUUUACCAUUAUUCUGCCUUCUGUAAUAAAGUUUCCAUUUUCACUAAA
This is a messenger RNA of Mytilus trossulus (common blue mussel), 1411 nucleotides long. RefSeq names its product tryptophan--tRNA ligase, mitochondrial-like. NCBI's taxonomy places the organism in Eukaryota, Metazoa, Mollusca, Bivalvia, Mytilida, Mytilidae. Gene Ontology annotation, biological process: mitochondrial tryptophanyl-tRNA aminoacylation. The transcript is spliced from 7 exons. The record is from RefSeq and is a predicted model, not a curated record. The coding region runs from base 9 to 1091 and encodes 360 amino acids. Gene Ontology annotation, molecular function: ATP binding; tryptophan-tRNA ligase activity. Gene Ontology annotation, cellular component: mitochondrion; mitochondrial matrix.